AACUUCAUGGCUCUUGAAUAUCCCUCAGGAACUGAAUUGGGUGUUCUGAAUGGAAUAGUAACCAGUUUCAUGAGCCAAGUAUGCCCCGUUCCAUGGUAUGUUCUGGUAUGUUGAUUCCACUCUGGUUGAAAAAUAACCCUUGAGCUUCUGCAAGUAAAGCGCAGUUGGCUUUAUAAGUAACCUAUAUUUAUUUCCACCAAGAGAAUAUCAUGUAAUCCUUGCUUAUAAGGGCUGAGUCCUACACAUUUAAACACACACUAACCUUUAUUUCUAACAACAACAGCUUCAUUUUAUUCAAAUCAUGGGGAAAAUAUUUAUACCUCAGUGAGACGUUCUCAUAACCUGCUGAUCUCCUUGGGGUCACUUUCAAUGUUCCUUUCUCAAAGCAAUCUAACUGAUCAGCAGCUGCUCUUCAUUUUCCAGCUCUCAGGUAAGUUCACAAACCUCGUCACUUGCUUUUCAUAUGGCAAAAGUUGAACCACCCCAGAGAUGUGUUUUAAUGCUGUAGUUGCUGGGCAGCAAUCAGCUUAGUUCUAUCUGUAACUUAGCUGAGUCAUUAUUAUGUGGGUAGCUUAGAUGUGCUGUAAAUCAAAUAGCAUCUAUAGUGCCACACUGGUCCAUUCAAUGGUAGCAAAGUACAUCCAAGUGCAGCAGUGGGAAUUCACCUUUUGCCACCAGCAGAGUGGUUAAACAUUAAGGCUGUGCUCUGCUCUUUAAUAACACAGAGAAGUACUACUCUUACUUGUUUAGUUUGCACAGUGAGGUUCUCCUUGGAGCCUGGUUCAGUUGCUUGUACAAUAAACUGAGCUGGACAGCUGGUGUGUGCUGCAAUUUGACAUCUAUUAACUUUGUGUUUCCAGCCCCACUGAGCUACUGACCUGCUUUGGGGUGGCACUGCUGGAUCACAUGGAACUUACAUGGUUGUUUAAUUGAAGUUCUGUGAACGCAUAUUGAAAUACAGGCUCAUUUUGGCAAGCUGUUAAUGUUGCUUCUCCCACUGUGCCUCUUGGUGUCCAGUCCUGCUAUUAUACAAUAAGGAACAAAGUAUUUAAACUCAAAUCCUUCUGACUCCAUUUAGUUUUAUUGUUCAUUUGCUGUCAGAGCUCUUAGAGUUUUAUUUUUCCCCAGACCAGUGCCAACAUUUUGCCUUUCAAAUGAAGUCUGGCAGGAUUCCUGUCUGUGGAUGGAGAUGGAGCACUGCAGUUCCCAUCCGUGUUUUAGGGGAGUCCUGAUUUCGGUUGUAAAUGCUAUCAGAAGUUUGAGCAUGGAUUGAUUUUGUAUGGUAUCAAGGGCUAAUAAGGUAAAAGUAAAAGGUAAGGUAGAAGUUCUAAGAGCCAAUUUGUUGGCUUCCAUUGAGAGGUAUCCACCAAACUGACUUGAUAAGCCUUACAUCUGUCAAGUUGCCUUUUCUCACCGUCCUCCAGUUUGUAAGACAUGGAGCAAAUUAACAUCACCAAGCUCCUGGAUGGAGAAUCGUGCUGGUCUUUAAUAGCCCCGGGACCAGAUGCUUUUGCAUCCACACUUCCAGCAGGAGGUAUCACCACAUGCAGGAGGGUGCAGACCUGAAGGUGACACUGCUGAUGUGUAUAGAGCCAACCAGGACCUGGAAGCAAACACCUGGAAAGAUGCUGGCGUUGUUUGCAACUGGGUGGAGAGACUGAAUCAUGCUGAGACAACCUACAGGAAGAGCUGUCCCUGUGGAAGUGUCAUUUAUAGGGUACCCAAUGUUCACCAGGACAUCACACUGCUGGAGCCAGGGGCUGCCGGUUCAGCUGGAAACCACAGUGCUUCUGGAUGACGUUUUCCUCUCCUCCCACUGAAUCAGCCUUUUAUUUACCCAUUGGAAUGCAAAGUAACAGGACACCCUGAGAUGAACAACCUGGAGGAAGGGGUGGAGUUCCUCCCUGCCAUGAACUCCAAGAAGAUGGAGAAGCGUGGCCCGAAGCGAAGGGUAGUUGUGGCCAUUCUGAUCAUUGCUUUUCUGCUCAUCUCCCUGGUCAUUGGCCUCCUGGUUUGGCACUUCAAAUACAGGAACGCACCCGUGCACAAAGUCUUCAAUGGCCACCUACGAGUUCUGAACUGGGAGUUCAUUGAUGCCUAUGAGAAUUCCAGCUCUGCAGACUUCAUCAUGCUGGCUAAGAAGGUGAAGAGCACGGUUGAGGAUAUCUACAGGAGUCAUCCAGAUAUUGGCCCUUACCAUAAGGAGACAGUAAUAACUGCAUUCAGCGAAGGCAGUGUCAUUGCCUACUACUUGUCAGAGUUCAUCGUCCCCAAGUACCGCGAGGAGAACCUUGACAGGGCCAUGGCAGACAAGCAGAACUUGGUCCAGAGGCUGAACCCACGGCUGCGAAACCCCACGCUGAGGGUGGAGUCCAUCGUUGCUUUCCCUGCCGACCCCAGCAUCGCUCAGACUGCACGGGACAAUAGCUGCCUUUUUGCCCUCCACGCCAAGGAAGGGGAGAUCACCAGUUUCACCACGCCGGGGUUCCCCAACAGCCCAUACCCCAACAAUGCGCGCUGCUACUGGGCACUGAGGGCAGAUGCCAACUCCAUCAUCAGCCUGACCUUCAAGACGUUGGACUUGGAGCAGUGCACAGACAGCAGUGACUACAUCAAGGUGUAUGACUCUCUGAGCCCUGUGGAGCCCCAUGCUUUGGUGAGGCUCUGUGGGAAUUAUGCCCCUUCAUACAACCUGACCUUCCUGUCCUCCCAGAACGUUAUGCUCGUCACGUUGAUUACCAACAAGGAGGGGAGAUUCCCUGGCUUUAAGGCUGAGUUCUUCCAGCUCCCAAAGAUGAAAGUGUGUGGUGGGACUCUGAGAGGAGAGAGUGGCACUUUCACCACUCCCUAUUACCCUGCACACUACCCACCAGCCUCAGACUGCACCUGGAACAUAGAGGUUCCCUCUAAAAAGAACGUGAAGGUGCGUUUCAAUAUGUUCUUUGUGCUGGAGCCCGGGGUCCCAGUCAGCUCCUGCACCAAGGACUAUGUGCAGAUCAACAACACGAGGUACUGUGGGGAACGUUCCCAGUUUGUGGUGGCCAGCAGCACCAACAGGAUCACAGUGCAGUUCCACUCAGACCGUUCCUACACAGACACUGGGUUCUCUGCUGAGUACCUGUCCUACGACUCCAGCGAUCCCUGCCCUGGUAAGUUUGCCUGCAGCACUGGCCGCUGCAUUGAGAGAAGCAUGCGCUGCGAUGGCUGGAUGGACUGUGUUGAUGGCAGUGAUGAGCGAUCCUGCACCUGCACCGACCAGCAGUUCAGGUGUCAGAAUGGCUGGUGCAAGCCCAAGUUCUGGCUCUGUGACAAUGUGGAUGACUGCGGUGACAACAGCGAUGAGCUGCAAUGCAGUUGUGGAAACAACAGCUUCAAGUGCAGCAGUGGGAAGUGCAUCCCCAACACACAGAAGUGUGACGGCAAGGACGACUGCGGAGAUGGGAGCGACGAGGGCACCUGCAGCAAAGCCCAGGCAGCAGUUGCCUGCAAGGAGUACACGUACAAAUGCCGCAAUGGACUCUGCAUCAGCAAACAGAACCCAGAGUGUGAUGGGCAGAAGGACUGCGAGGACAAUUCUGAUGAGGACAACUGCAACUGUGGGACCCGCUCCUACGUUAGGAAAUCGCGGAUCGUCGGUGGGCAGAACUCGGAUGUGGGAGAGUGGCCGUGGCAGGUCAGCCUCCAUGCCAAGAGCCAGGGCCACGUCUGCGGAGCCUCGCUCAUCUCGGAGACCUGGCUGGUGUCAGCAGCACAUUGCUUCCUGCAGAUGCAGGGCAUCAGGUACUCAGACGCCAGCCUGUGGACAGCCUACCUGGGCCUGACCGACCAAAGCAAACGCAACGAUGCCAACGUGCAAAAGAAGCAAAUCAAGCGCAUCAUCUCCCACCCCUACUUCAAUGACUACACCUACGACUAUGAUAUCGCAGUGAUGGAGCUGCAGACCCCUGCCACCUUCUCCUCUGUUGUCCAGCCCAUCUGCCUGCCUGAUUCCACGCACAACUUCCCUGUGGGCAAAGACCUGUGGGUGACCGGAUGGGGAGCGACUACAGAAGGAGGCAGUGGAUCCGCCAUCUUGCAGAAAGCAGAAAUCCGGGUGAUCAACCAGACCAUCUGCAACCAACUGCUGACCGACCAGCUGACGCAGCGCAUGAUGUGCGUGGGGGUCCUGACGGGCGGCGUGGACGCGUGCCAGGGUGACUCCGGGGGGCCCCUGGUCAGCGUGGAGGACAGCGGGCGGAUGUUCCUGGCUGGCGUUGUGAGCUGGGGUGAUGGCUGCGCACAGAGAAACAAGCCUGGAGUGUACAGCCGGCUGACAGCACUGCGGACGUGGGUCAAGGAGCAGACGGGGCUCUAGGGAUGGGCUCAACCCUCAGACACAACCAUCACCUGCAAAACACCGGGGGGGGGGGGGACAACGCUGGCUCUGAGGCGCUGCCUCCAAUUGUGAGCCUCUACCUCACUGCAGCUGAGACUCCCAGCCUUGGGCUGUUGGCUGAGCGCAGCCAUUUGUUACUUCACCCUCCCAAACCCCCCCAUCUCAGCUUAGGAAUUAAUUCCUUCCAUCCACACAUUGAUUUUUUGUCCCUCUUUUAUGAGUUAAGCAGGUGCAGGUCCCACAGCGAACCUGAAUGGACAGUCAGUCAACAGGGAAUAAUAAAAAAAAAAAAAUAAUCAAACUUUAAAAAAAAAAAAAAAUUAAAAAAAAAAAAAAAGAAAAAACACUUAGUGUUUUUAGAAGCAAGCGGGAGGGAGAGGUUCAGGUUCCAUGCUCUCAUCAUCUAUUCUCUCUCAUUGCAUUAAUUCUGUAAUCAAUUAAUUGUCAUCUUCUGUCUGGUCUUCAGUGAUGAGGGAGGGGAUGAAGCUGCUUCUCUCUUCUCCGUGGAUCUCAGCUGCUCUGGGUCAGCAAUCCUGGGCCCGGCUUCUGUUGGUGCGAUGCUGAGGGUUGAAGCAGGGCUGAAACGUGGCCUCAAAUGGAGGGAAACCUGGAAAGGCAAAACCCUGCCACAGAGAGCAGGGAGAGAGGAAUUACCUUCUCGUUAUGCCUCAGGUUGCUCCUUGGAAGCCAGCACCGCCGUUCCCAUUGCACUGAGGUGGCUGCGUUGUGCAGGACCCAGCAUACAGCAAUGAGUUCCUUGCAGGCAGAAUCCAGGGGCAGAGAGGGGUGUUCACAGCUUGGCUCCUACGGAAACAAAAGCUGUCAGAUCACCCCACUCUUUUUACUGUUUCAAGGAAAAAAAAAUGCAAUAAUGUGACUGCUGAAUGUGAUUUGGUUUUUCCUGUGUAGCCCAGUCCUGUCCUUAGGAGAACACUCCCAGUGAAUUCAGUUCAGUCUUUACCUGUAAAUACAUCGUUUUGUAAGAGUCUGGAUGAAAUGAAAAUGCCCUAAUAAUAAACUGGGAUAUUUUAUAGUA
Coturnix japonica (Japanese quail) is the source of this 5411-nucleotide messenger RNA. RefSeq names its product ST14 transmembrane serine protease matriptase (gene ST14). Lineage: Eukaryota; Metazoa; Chordata; Aves; Galliformes; Phasianidae. Gene Ontology annotation, cellular component: membrane. Gene Ontology annotation, biological process: proteolysis. The record is from RefSeq and is a predicted model, not a curated record. Gene Ontology annotation, molecular function: serine-type endopeptidase activity; protein binding.